Exserohilum turcica Et28A is the source of this 1536-nucleotide messenger RNA. RefSeq lists its product as uncharacterized. The transcript is spliced from 3 exons. The coding region runs from base 1 to 1536 and encodes 511 amino acids. Lineage: Eukaryota; Fungi; Ascomycota; Dothideomycetes; Pleosporales; Pleosporaceae. Gene Ontology annotation, biological process: regulation of DNA-templated transcription. Gene Ontology annotation, molecular function: histone acetyltransferase activity. The record is from RefSeq and is a predicted model, not a curated record.
AUGGCGCCCCGGGAAAAUUCCCACGAGCCGUCAGGCACCCCCGCGCCGGUGGAAACGGGCUUUGCCACCCUUGCGCAGCUGAGAGUCGGCGUCAAGGCCUGGGUCGAAAAGGUACGUGGAACAGCGCGCAGCUCUGAUGGCGAGAAACGCAAAGCAGAAAUUCUCUCCAUACAGACACGCCAGGGCCGUCCCAAGUUCUAUGUGCAUUACGAAGAAUUCAACAAGCGUCUGGACGAAUGGAUCGAGGCAGAGCGCAUCGAUCUGUCUCGAGAAGUCGAAUGGCCUGCCCCCGAGAAAGCCGACAAAAAGAAGGGCACCGCCGCUAAGAACGAGAAGGCGCCCUCAAAGUCUGACCAAAAGAACCUCAAGCGCUCACGCAGCAAGCUGGACCGUGAAAUUUCCGGGACCCCAGAAUCAACCUCUAGCAACUUGCCCGGCAAGGCUCCAAGGCCGUCCAAGGCAGGCGGCAAGGAAAACCAAGAAGUGCUCGUCACCAGCGAAGUCACAGAUGGCACCCCAAAGCCCGAGGACGACGAGAUGGACCUGGUGGACGUGCAAGACGCUGCCGCUGCCGCCAAAGCCAUGCCUCCCCAGGACUUUUCGAGAGAGGACGAGAUUGAAAAGCUGCGCACAUCUGGAUCCAUGACCCAGAACCAGACUGAGAUUUCACGAGUGCGAAACUUGGAGAAGAUUCAGAUGGGAAGAUACGAGGUCGAACCUUGGUAUUUCUCACCAUACCCCAUCGACUUUGUAGACUCCGAUGUCGUCUACAUCUGCGAGUUUUGCCUGUCCUACUUUGGUGAAGUCACGCAGUUUGAGCGCCACCGCACAAAGUGUAACCUGCUCCACCCACCAGGCAACGAGAUAUACCGCGACGACUACGUAUCCUUUUUUGAGAUUGACGGGCGGCGACAGCGAACCUGGUGUCGCAACCUCUGCUUACUUUCCAAAUUGUUUCUCGACCAUAAGACGCUCUACUAUGACGUUGAUCCCUUUCUCUUCUACUGCAUGUGCACGCGCGAUGAACACGGCUGCCACUUUGUGGGCUAUUUCUCCAAAGAAAAAGAGUCGGCGGAAGGCUACAACGUCGCCUGUAUUCUGACGUUACCCCAGUACCAAAGAAAGGGAUUUGGUAAGCUGCUCAUCGAUUUCUCGUACCUUUUGUCCAAGCGCGAGGGCAAGCUCGGGUCACCGGAAAAGCCUCUGUCUGAUCUGGGUCUUCUCGGUUACCGUGCAUACUGGCAAGAGAUUCUUGUCGAUAUCCUUAUGGAGCCUGGUCGUGCAGAGGCAAACAUUGAGGAUCUAGGCGCUGCAACAGCAAUGACGACCAACGACGUCCUUCACACUCUGCAGAACCUCAAUAUGCUGCGGUACAGCAAGAACCAACACGUCAUCGUCCUUACAGAUGCAGUCAUUGCACAACGGGAGCGGCAAAAGGCGAAGGAGAAGCUAAAGGGAAAGAGGAGCAUUGACCCUGAUCGUUUGAUCUGGAAGCCGCCUGUCUUUUCAGCAGCGAGUCGGACAUGGAAUUGGUAG